This is a messenger RNA of Sycon ciliatum, 1186 nucleotides long. RefSeq names its product mammalian ependymin-related protein 1-like. The transcript is spliced from 5 exons. Gene Ontology annotation, cellular component: lysosome; extracellular region. Gene Ontology annotation, molecular function: calcium ion binding. NCBI's taxonomy places the organism in Eukaryota, Metazoa, Porifera, Calcarea, Leucosolenida, Sycettidae. Gene Ontology annotation, biological process: cell-matrix adhesion. The coding region runs from base 188 to 784 and encodes 198 amino acids. The record is from RefSeq and is a predicted model, not a curated record.
AUCACGACUAAACCCCUAGCCCUGCUACCUCCCGCUUCAGGUGGCGAUGCUUGGACACUGCAUGGAUGAAAACCAUAGUGGAUGCUGAAACACAAACCAGUUCACCGAUCACCUUGCUGUUGUGUCGAGUAACAAGAAGAAGGUGAACCAUUGAAUUAUACUAGUGAAAGAGGGCAGCUGCCUGAGAAUGUGGACCCAAGUGGUAAUCCUGGCUGCUGUGUCAGCCCUGGCUGCAUCACAGACACCAUGUGAUUCGCCAGCCCAGUGGGACGCACACGUGCACAUGUUCGAUCCGGACCAGGGUCAUGAAUUCUACGUGCGUGGCAGCUAUCAUUAUGACAAGACGGGCCAGAGAAAGGCACGCUUUGAGCAGGUCCAGGAGGGCACAAACUCAUCCUACGAGUUCGUGGAGCAGAUCGACCUCUACAACGAGAAAAAGCGCUAUCGGGUGAAUGUCAAGACGCGUGAAUGUCAAGUGUCCACGCUGGAUCACCCGUUCCAUACUCACGAUGUACCCACCGGCGCUCGCUUCCGUGGCCUCUACUACCUGGGGUCUGAUGCCGUGGAAGAGGGAGUGGUCGAGAUGUCGCAGUGGGACUACUUGUGGUCCACACGCGGUUUCUUCUGGGAUGGAUCCUUCACCACCCACGGCUGCAUUCCAUAUCAUUCAAACCGCUUCAACCACACAACGUUCGGCGCCAUCUUUGAGUCGUUCUCGGAUGUAACGCCAGGCAUUCGGGAUCCCAAUGUCUUCAUUCCACCACCACAGUGCUUUGGACAUUAAACCAGUUGCCGCGGCGUGUGUGACGAGCUGAACUACGCUGAUGUGCUGUGUGAUUGUGCCAAUGCCGGGCAAUGGCAGUCCUCUUAGAAACCCCUGUCCCCGUCUCGUAUCCGGAGUCUUUGUCAGUGUCACAAACGCUGUGUGGCACGUCACAGCUUUAGCCCACGUGAUGUUUUUGUCACUCGUUUCUCAGCUUGUGUUGGCGUCUGUGGAAUGUUUGUGACAAGCUGUGUGUGAUGCGGUGGCGGUGUUCAGUGCAUUUCUGUCGGUGGUGAGUGACGCAUCGUUUCGUAUAAUUAUGUAACUACACCUAUUGUAUGUAUUAUAUCACUCUCAAAUAUCCACAAUGUGAUUUCCGCAAGUGCACAGCCAUUGUACGCUAUACCAACCUUUGGACUCAGA